UAAUAACACAGUCUUAAAGACGCAUGCACCCACGCACGUGCAUGGAGAAGUACGUGGUGAGGAGAGGUGCUCCUACAGUGUCAGCAGAGGAGGGAGUGGGGCGGGCUGAGGCAAAGAGAUCAGUCACUUUAGUCCUGUGGUGCAUACAACUUCUCUCCUCAGGAUACUUCACUAUUUUGUCUGUGCGAUUGAAAAAGGACAUCACCGACUUUACAAAUCCAACAAAAAGGAACACAAGAAAAAAAUGGAAGAUUUCUACUAUCAUGACGACGAAGACUCCGGCUUAAACGACAGUUAUGAUUACAGUUACGAACACAGUGUUUGUGACAAGGCGGCAGUGCGCUCUUUUGCUGGUGUCUUCCUCCCGGUCAUCUAUGCCCUGGCUCUGGUGGUGGGCCUGGCUGGGAACGCCCUGGUUGUGGUGGUCUACACAUCAAAGGUGCGACUACGAACCCUGACGGAUGUGUGCAUCCUCAACCUCGCCAUUUCGGACCUGCUGCUUCUUUUCACCCUGCCGUUCUGGGCGGCUGAUGCCGUCCAUGGCUGGAUGUUGGGUGCGGCAGCCUGCAAGCUCACCUCCUUCCUCUACAGUACUAACUUCAGCUGUGGCAUGCUGCUGCUGGCGUGCAUCAGUGUGGAUCGCUACCGUGCUGUCGCCCACAAUCCGACAGGCAGGACAGGGACAGGUCCCCGCGUAAAGUGGCAGUGGCUCCUGGUGAUUAUAGUGUUGUGGGCUGUAGCCGGCAUUCUUGGCCUUCCCGAAUUCAUCUUCUCCACAGUGAAGCACUCUCAUCACAGGAUGGCCUGUACUUCAGUCUACCCGCCAGAAAUGGCCCGACCCGCAAAGGCUGCCCUGGAGCUGCUGGAGGUGAUCCUCAGAUUCUUGCUGCCAUUCUUGGUCAUGGUGGUAUGCUACUGCUGGGUAGGCCGUGUGCUGAGCCAGGCAUCUGGGGUGCGGAGAGACCGAAAGUGGCGUGCCCUGCGUGUCCUGCUGGCCGUGGUUGCCGUGUUCCUGCUCACCCAGCUGCCAUACAACGUGGUCAAACUGUGCCGAGCGAUGGACAUCAUCUACACCCUUGUGACUGACUGCGAGGUCAGCAAAGCCUUAGAUCGAGCUCUUCAAGUGACAGAGAGCCUGGCGCUGACCCAUGCCUGCAUUAACCCUGUCCUCUACGCCUUCAUCGGAUCCUCCUUCAGGGGGCACGUCCUCAAGGUUGCUAAGCACCUUGGACAGCGAAUUGGGCGCCAUCCGAGACACGUCAACGAGGAACCAGCAGUGGAGAUUGCACUCAACGCUCGCACUCAAACGCAAUCCCAGUCUGGUUCAGAAGACCAAGACACCAGCACAUUUACUAUCUAGGACUCAAAACAUCUAUUUUCCUGUUAACAUCUACAAAGAAAUCGUACGUCUAUGUAUAUAUAUUUACAUAUCAUAUACUAUUACUACUAAGAGGUAGACGUCAAUGACCCUAAAUAUUCAUUCUUUAUGUAAUAAAUAUAUAUGUAAGUAAGUUUACAGUUUAUAUGCACAAACUAAGCACAGAAUUUUGUAUAAGUUAUGUAUUUUGUUAAAUAAAAGAAAGAUUUUCAGUGACAUGCAUCUACAUACAUCUGUUGUAAUUAAAUGCAGCUGAAACAAGAUACUCCGAGUGCUUCUAUGGUUCCUCAAGACAAAUCAAAUUCAACUCUACAGUCUGCGCUGCCUUCAAUGAGAUCAUCUGCAUCUGAUUUUAUUACAUCCUGCGGCUUUGGGUUGGGAUGAUGGAUGUCUUGAUUGCACAGUGGGUGACCCAAUGAGUCGAAAAACAUUUGGCAAACAAAGAGAACAGCAAACAGCAGGAAGGACCCCUUCAUGUCAUCAAACUAGAAACCAAGCGGCAUGUUCCUUGACAGGCAUUUUUAUAUG
Messenger RNA from Centropristis striata (black sea bass), 1906 nucleotides. It is a transcript of the gene ackr4b, whose product is annotated as atypical chemokine receptor 4b. The record is from RefSeq and is a predicted model, not a curated record. Gene Ontology annotation, molecular function: chemokine binding; scavenger receptor activity; chemokine receptor activity. Bases 245 to 1360 code for a protein of 371 amino acids. Gene Ontology annotation, cellular component: membrane. Gene Ontology annotation, biological process: chemotaxis; G protein-coupled receptor signaling pathway; immune response. Lineage: Eukaryota; Metazoa; Chordata; Actinopteri; Perciformes; Serranidae. The transcript is spliced from 2 exons.